AUGCAACCUUUAUUGAGGGAUAUGAAGGAGUCCUAUGACAUUGGAUCGGAACAAGAUCCGCUAUACUCCAAUAUUUGGCCCCCAACAGGAGUUCAAGAUGGAUUUCAGGAGACAAUCAGCUCAUUUUUUGCCGUCUGUUACGAGGCCGAGUUGAUGAUUCUGGAUGCUAUUUCAAUUGGCUUGGGGUUACCCGUUCACUCUCUACGUGAACUCCACACGGCACAGACCAACGAGCUGCGCCUUACCCACUAUCCUGAAGUGGAUCGGGCUGAUUUCGCCAAUGCCACUCGCAUUGCCGCGCACACGGACUUUGGCACUAUCACUCUAUUAUUCCAAGACAAUGUUGGAGGCCUAGAGAUGGAACAGCCGCCUGGUAGCGGGGUCUUCGUUCCAGCCGACAGUGGUGGCCCCCACGAGUGUAUCGUCAAUGUAGGUGAUUGUCUUCAGAUGUGGACAGGGCUACAUAGUGCCCGACAUCGGGUGCAUCUGGCAAAGAGUGAGAACCAGGGUAAUAUGGUUCCAGCGCGGUUUUCCAUUGCGUAUUUUGCAAAGCCUGAUCGUGCAGCACUUCUCCGUCCACUGCUAGACUCGCUAGUGGACAACAGCAAGCCAGUGCAAAAGGUCUUGACAGCCAAUGAGUUCCAGCACAUGCGCAUCGAGGGCACGUAUGCUUAG
This is a messenger RNA of Penicillium vulpinum, 675 nucleotides long. Its product is annotated as Oxoglutarate/iron-dependent dioxygenase. The transcript has 3 exons. Gene Ontology annotation, molecular function: dioxygenase activity. The coding region runs from base 1 to 675 and encodes 224 amino acids. Lineage: Eukaryota; Fungi; Ascomycota; Eurotiomycetes; Eurotiales; Aspergillaceae. The record is from RefSeq and is a predicted model, not a curated record.